UUAUUUUAUCAAGCAAGUUUUACGAUGAUAAUAAAAGCAUUUUUCAUAUCGAGCUUGAUAUGUUUAUGGGGGAACCUCGUCCUUGGGCAUUCCACUGAUCCCAUUUCAUUAUCAUUUCCAAAUUUGAUAGAUCUUGAAGAUAUAUUUGGUCUUGAAAAAUCAUGGUCCUUUUUCAACAACAUAAAGGUGGAGACUGGAAGAAUGCUAAUUGGGAAAUUAGGUGGAUCCAUCUGGUCUACGGAUGUUUUACCAAACCCUGAUGAUGAAUGGACCAUUGAGUUUGUGUUUAGGUCUACAGGUGCCACUACCGAUUUGAGAUUCACCGACUCUAAUGGAUUAUCGUUGUUCUUGGUUGAAGCCCCAAAUACUAAAGAUGUUUCAAAUUUUGGAGGCCCCUUAAGUUUUGAUGGAUUUCAAUUCUUGUUGAACAAUAAGGGCAAAGAAGGGUUGAAGAUAUACGCUAAUGAUAAUUCCAAGAAGAUUGAAAAUGACCUAGAGGAAACUAUUGGGAACUGUGAGUUUUCCUUUUUAAAUUCUGGUGUACCAUUCAAUGUGAGAGUCUCUUAUUCUAGAAAAAACAACGUAUUCAAGGUCCAGAUUGACAAUAACUUGUGUUUCAGAACUGAGAAGAUCAAUAUUCCUUCAGGAAAAUUCCAUAUUGGUUUUGCUGGUUAUGUCAGUCCUGCAAGUGAGGAAGUAUUCGAAGUCUUGAAGUUGAAUGUAUGGGAUCAUUUGACAGAAGAUGCUAUCGAUGACCACGGUUUGAUGAGUGACGGUGAAUUGAAGGUUGCAGUACAAACGGUUGUGAAACAAGAAACAAAUGAUGAAGUUUCUCCUGCUCAAAUUAGAGAGUCAUUAAUGGAGAGAAGCAGGAAAUUAAAGGAAGACAUAGAGGGACAAACACAACAGCAACAAAUAAGUUCUUCGUCUUUUGACUUUGAGAAGAUAAAUGAGUUGAUUGUGCAGAACAGUUUGAUACAAACUCAACUUCAAUCAGUUCAAUUAACCCUCAAGGACAUUCAAAACACCAAGGAAGAGCCUGUUACAUAUCCAUUUGAUGAAUUUAAGAGUUCUAUAUCAAGCCAGUAUGUUGAAUUGUUAGAAUCUAUCUCCAGUUUAAACCAAAAAGUUAUUGGCGAAGUUAGAGAACAGCAAUUUACCAUCGAUGAGUUAGGCAAAAAGGUUGACUUGUUGAUGGCCAACCAUAAAGAAUUACGAUAUGAAUCAUCCAACGCCCAAAAAAUCAACACCCAUGACACUUCCACAUCAAUUAUAAGGUGGUUGUUGAUCACCAUAACUAUUGUUGUAUUGGUGUUGGUCAUCUUCGUUUACAGAUUGAGACAUGACGUCAAGCAUUCCAAGUUAUUGUAGGAUAUAUAUAUAUUGAAAUCGUAAUAUAGUUGCCAUAAUACAGUCUACAACAUGUCUAUAGCAUUUAACUUAAUGAUUUGGCAGAAGAUGCGGAAGACUUCGGCGUUGGGGAUGUAGAUGGACUAUCGAACUGUUGUGCCAAAUCCUUUACUGAAGGUCUCCUUCCAAGCGAUGGAGCGAACUUAGGUUGACCCAAUUCGGAUAAAUUAAUAUCUUUUUUAGCUGGCAAGGAAGACACUAUUGGUGUAGAUGUCUGUUUGGCGGUGGAUCUGGUGCCUUUGUCCAAAUAAGAGUUCAAUGAUUUUUUGUUAGGUGAGUUUGAUCUUCUCAAGCCAGGAGUUGUAGCUGACGACUUGGGGGUCAGAGGUGCAUCUUUUUCUAUGGGUUUUGGGGUGACAGGGGCUCGCUGAAUCGCAUCCCUUUGAUUCUCCUUUUCGGUUUCAAAGGAGUCGGUAGAGAAAUUUUUGGAUGGAGUGUGAACUUUAGAUAAUGAAGCGGUAUCAAGGUCAGAUGUUAUGUUUGAAACGUCAUCAUAAUCAUCCAACCUUAUGACUUCAUUCUUAACAGGUACCGAAGGGAGG
Yamadazyma tenuis ATCC 10573 is the source of this 1952-nucleotide messenger RNA. NCBI's taxonomy places the organism in Eukaryota, Fungi, Ascomycota, Pichiomycetes, Serinales, Debaryomycetaceae. The record is from RefSeq and is a predicted model, not a curated record.